AUGGUUCGAGCCGCCAUCUCGGCUGCCUUUGCUGCAGCAGUUUUUGCUGGCACUGCAUACUCAGCGCAGUGCUCUGCAGAUAGCCACUGUCCUGAGGAUACACCUUGCUGCUCUCUCUAUGGCGAAUGCGGUGUCGGCGCCUACUGCCUCGGUGGCUGCGAUCCCCUCAUGUCGCACUCGUUUGACUCAUGUGUGCCCGCCCCCGUGUGCAAGUCCGGAACAUACACUCUCGACUCGCUCGACGACGUCCAGGCAAUCGACACAUACCUCGGCGAUGCCUCGAAGAUCAACUGGCAAUCGCAGGGCAUGCCCGCCAUUUACACGGAUCCCAGCAGCGGCAAGAAAUCGACGCUUCUAACAAUGGCGCAAGGCACAGUUGGGACGUUGAUGGCUUCUACAUACUACGUUUGGUACGGCAAGAUUUGCUCCAAGCUCACGACAGCCCAGGGCAAAGGUGUCGUUACCGCUUUCAUCCUCAUGUCUGACGUUAAGGACGAGAUUGAUUUUGAAUGGGUUGGUGCCGAUGUUUCAAAAGCGCAGACCAACUUCUAUUCUCAGGGUGUCACAGUUUACACAAAUGGCGGCGAGCUUGCUAUAGGAGGCAGCGCAGUCGAGUCCAUGCACGAGUACUGCGUUGACUGGAAGGAAGACUCCCUGUCGUGGUCGAUUGACGGCGAAACCACACGAACCCUCAACCGCAAAGACACAUGGAAUUCGACAUCCAACCGCUUCGACUAUCCGCAAACACCAUCGCGUAUCAUGCUCUCCCUCUGGCCUGCUGGCCUGCCUACUAACGCGAAAGGCACCGUCGAGUGGGCCGGUGGCGAAAUCGACUGGAAUAGCCAGUAUAUGCAGAAUGGGUACUACUACGCCCGCUUCCAGGAAGUCACCGUCGAGUGCUACGACCCCCCACCAAUGGCUCAAGUCAACGGCAAAAAAUCGUACAAGUACACCGACAAGGCGGGCACGAACAACACAGUAGAGAUCUCGAACGACUUGGUUGUUCUCGGGUCUUUGAUGGGCACCGGCGAGAAUCCCGGAGAAGCAAUGAAGUCUGGCUCCGCCCAGGCGACGCAGAGUGUUGCCAUGGUCCCCGGCGGCGUCCAGGGAGGUGGUGCAAGAGCGGAGGAGACGGCCACGGCAGCUGGAAGCGGCGCGCAGACGACGGGCACAUCCGGUAACGGCGUAGUGGGAGACACGACGUUCGUCCAGGGUGGUUCGAGCGCAGGAUCAACCAUCGAGCCUCGAUUCGGCGGGAUCGGCGGGUCUGCGCUUGCCAUUGUCAUUGCUGUGUUUGGCCUGAUCGUGUCUUGA
Messenger RNA from Dothidotthia symphoricarpi CBS 119687, 1314 nucleotides. RefSeq names its product glycoside hydrolase family 16 protein. Gene Ontology annotation, biological process: carbohydrate metabolic process; fungal-type cell wall organization. Gene Ontology annotation, molecular function: glycosyltransferase activity; hydrolase activity, hydrolyzing O-glycosyl compounds. The transcript is spliced from 3 exons. The coding region runs from base 1 to 1314 and encodes 437 amino acids. Gene Ontology annotation, cellular component: fungal-type cell wall. The record is from RefSeq and is a predicted model, not a curated record. Lineage: Eukaryota; Fungi; Ascomycota; Dothideomycetes; Pleosporales; Dothidotthiaceae.